Girardinichthys multiradiatus is the source of this 2344-nucleotide messenger RNA. Its product is annotated as heterogeneous nuclear ribonucleoprotein A/B-like. Gene Ontology annotation, molecular function: RNA binding. Gene Ontology annotation, cellular component: nucleoplasm. NCBI's taxonomy places the organism in Eukaryota, Metazoa, Chordata, Actinopteri, Cyprinodontiformes, Goodeidae. The coding region runs from base 194 to 1159 and encodes 321 amino acids. Gene Ontology annotation, biological process: regulation of gene expression. The transcript has 8 exons. The record is from RefSeq and is a predicted model, not a curated record.
GAAAAAAAUGGCGUUUGCGAUUGGUCAGCGGUUGUGAGUGACAGUAGAAUGUAACCAAUCAGUAGGCUCCUUCGCAGAAAUGUUUUUUUUUUUUCCUUUGCCGCUUCUAAAAAACCAACCACGAGUUGUCGUCGUGUGGGAGAAUCCAUCUUGAAGAGAUCUCCUCGGCCGUGUGACCAGUAUAGUAGUUAAAAUGUCUGAGGCUGAGCAGCAGUACAUGGAAACGUCGGAAAACGGCCACGAAGCGGAGGAGGAUUUUAACGGAGGGGGAAACGACGACAACGCCGAGAAUGACUGCGGAGAAGGUGCGGGGACCGAUCCGGACGGAAACUCGCAGGACGGCGGCCAGAUUGACGCCAGCAAAGGCGAAGAGGAUGCUGGCAAAAUGUUUGUCGGAGGCCUCAGCUGGGACACGAGCAAAAAGGAUCUGAAGGAUUACUUCUCAAAGUUUGGAGAGGUGACGGACUGCACUAUUAAGAUGGACCAGCAGACGGGCCGGUCAAGAGGAUUUGGCUUCAUUCUCUUUAAGGAUUCAGCUAGUGUAGACAAGGUUCUUGAACAGAAGGAGCACAGGUUAGACGGCAGACAGAUUGACCCCAAGAGAGCAAUGGCCAUGAAGAAGGAACCAGUGAAGAAAAUCUUUGUCGGAGGCCUUAAUCCAGACACCGCCAAGGAAGUCAUCGAGGAAUACUUUGGGACCUUUGGAGAGAUUGACACCAUUGAACUCCCACAAGAUCCAAAGACUGAGAAGAGGAGAGGAUUCGUAUUUAUUACGUAUAAAGAAGAGGCUUCUGUCAAGAAGGUUAUGGAGAAGAAGUACCACACUGUCGGUGGAAGCAAGUGCGAAAUUAAAAUCGCCCAGCCCAAAGAGGUCUACAUGCAGCAGCAGUAUGGUGCCCGGGGAUACGGAGGUCGUGGGAGAGGGCGCGGAGGCCAGGGGCAGAACUGGAAUCAAGGCUACAACAACUACUGGAACCAGGGAUACAACCAGGGCUAUGGUUAUGGACAGCAGGGCUAUGGAUACGGUGGCUAUGGCAACUAUGACUACACUGCUGGUUAUUACGGCUAUGGGGGUGGCUACGAUUACAACCAGGGCAAUACAAGCUAUGGGAAAACUCCAAGACGUGGAGGCCACCAGAGUAGCUACAAGCCAUACUGAUCACACGUAGUGCAGGUAUGCAUUCUUGCAUCAUCCGUGGUAGUAUGAGAACGUAGCUAUAACCAUUAGUGCCUUUUGGCCCCACAAAGAGCUCCAUCAACACAAUCCAUUCAACCAUUGUGGUGGGGGUAAUAUUAGGGCGUGAUGUGGGGUCUGGGAUCAUUAAAGAUGGAUUCAUUCCACCUGUCUGCCAUCUUGAGAUGCAUCUCUACAAAGCCUACUUGAUCAGUAAGGAUUUGUGGUGGUCCAGAAAAGAAAUGAGGACUGAUCUGAUCAGCUAGCAGCAGUGUCCCGCCCCCCGUCCCCCCCUCCUUCCUGUCCCAAAAUGUUUGUCACUCACUUUACUUGUCGAACUCAUUCAUGCACCUGUCUGUCUCUGUGUAACUGCAUGCCACGUUCGGUUAAUUCUCAGUAACGUAAAGCACCGUGUUUUUCUCUUAAGGUCUAAAGUAAUUAAGAAAAAGAGAUCCAUGGUCUGACCACAGCGAACAUGGGCUCUGGCUUUUCCUUUGGAGUUGGCAGAAAUUUGGACUCAUGCUCCAUUUGUACAGAUCAAGUGAGGAACUGGGGAAGCAAAUGUCACUUUUCCAUUUUUUUUUAUUUUAUUUUAUUUUAUAUUGUUUUGUGUCCAUUUACAUUUCCAGUGAUGGAAGUGUUAUUUUUACUGUACUUUUUGGUACCCUUUUUGAAUCUAAUGUAUUGUAUGGUUGUAUUUUUACAUGUCGACUGGAUUUACAGACGAGCAGGAGCAAAGGGCUUUGAAAAGCUCUCAAAUAAAACAAUAUUGCUUUUUUUUUUGUUGUGUGUUUGUAGAUUUUUAGUUGCGUUUUCCCAUGCUGCACAUUGGAAGUGAGUUGCAUGGCUUCAGAUGUGGGCUGAGGUGAUUUUAAAAAAGGGAUUUAUACUAAUCAAAGGGUUCUAUAAAAAUGUGUCAACUGAGUGCUACUGGGGCUUGUAGAAAAGAACAACCAGCAUUUAUUUUUUUAUUUCAAUUUAGUUUUGUUUUUUUUUGCUUUUAAGGAAGUUUCUCCCCACCAUGUCUGCAAUUUUAAGUGGCUUUAUUUAGUGUUCUUCAACUUGAACGCAAGCCUGUUAUAAUGUAAGAGGGAAACCCCUCUGUCACUGGAAACUCAUUCCUCUAGUGUCUUGGGCAAAUUGAUAGAAAUAAACAUUUGGUUUAUAUUA